This is a messenger RNA of Balaenoptera musculus (blue whale), 2713 nucleotides long. RefSeq names its product chromosome 10 C22orf23 homolog (gene C10H22orf23). Bases 375 to 1184 code for a protein of 269 amino acids. Lineage: Eukaryota; Metazoa; Chordata; Mammalia; Artiodactyla; Balaenopteridae. The record is from RefSeq and is a predicted model, not a curated record. The transcript has 2 exons.
CUUCCAAGCAGCCGGCCUCACCCACCUACUUGCCUCCCAUCCUGGCCGUCCGGUCCCACCUCCGGCCUGCCAGCAUGUGCCAAGCCAACAGGGCCUACAGCCGGGAGCAGUUCAAGCCUCAAGCCACCCGUAAGUGAGGGCCCUCCACUAGAGCCCCUCUUCUACCUCCCUCCGAGGGGGUGGGGGGCAGGGAGACUCGCAGCCCGCAGAGCACCGAGCAGGCAGCUAAUCAAAUUCUCACGUUGUUUAUACUGAUGCUCUUGAACCUCAGCACAUGUUAGCUUGGGGGCUGCAUGGGAAACCAGUUCGGUGUUCGUUUUCAUACAUUUUUCCAGAACUCUCUGUAACAAUUAACUGGUUUCCGCCCAUCUCUGAUGAAUGUUUGGCAGUCAGGCAUCACGGCCACUGCUCUCUCAAGCUCAGACGGUGCCUGGAACCCAGGGCUCCUCUGCACUCCAGCCUAUUUCAGGGAGCCCUUCCCCCGCACCCGUUUCUACUUGGCACCUGACAUGGCUCUUGGCCUAGCCCCUCCGACAGCUCCACGCAGCCUCCCCAUCCCGGCUGCACCGCGGCGGUCACUGAGUGUUCUUAGCCUUGCUCUGCACCCAGGCAACGUGUGGGUUUUGACGAAGCUCUCUUGUGGGUUCUUUCAACCCCUUCCUGCCUAUCAUGACGUGACCAGCUCAGGGGCACCCAGGGUAGAAGGUGCUGGGUUUGCAGAAGCCCUACCCAUGUUACCCUGGAGCGAGCGUGCCCAACUGGGAACACGGACCAUGAAUGGGGGUGCUCUUCACGCCUUAACUAGGCCACGUCCGGGCCCGACAGGAGAUCUGGAGAAGGAGAAGCGAAGACUUCAAAAUAUUUUUGCCACCGGGAAGGAGCCAGCGGAACGGAAAAGAAAGCCCCCUCCUGUGCGGCAGGAGAACCCAGCCCCUGAGCUGGACCGGUUUGAAGAACUGGUAAAGGAAAUCCAGGAGAGAAAAGAAUUCCUGGCUGACAUGGAGGCCCUAGGGCAGGGCAGACAGUACCGAGGGAUCAUCCUCACUGAAAUCUCCCAGGUAGGAGAAGCAACAGGGAAAUGGAGUGGGGGGGGGGAGGGGGCGAUGCACCCCUGUGAGUGUGGAGGACGAGAUGUGAGCGGGAAUAAAGGGUCAGCUGCGGCCGUUUCGGGAGUCCGGCUCUAGCCUCACAUCUGUGGUGGCUCCUGGAGUUCCUUCCCUGAUCCCCAGCUUUCCCUGAUGCCCUCUGCAGAAACUACAGGAAAUGGAAGACCUUGACCACAAGAGGAGUGAGGAACUUAGGAAGGCUCUUGCCACCACUUAAUCUGCCUCCGGAGGGGGGCGGGGCAGCCCAACCUCUACCACUGGAGCCCACCCCCUUGCCAAGCAAGGUCACCCCCAGGUCAGCCCACCCACCCCGGCCUUCAGCCAUGUAAAUGGUUGUAUAGCACUGCCCCCACCUAGGGUACCCUGGACAUAGCACCCUAGAAAAUGGACCACGUCUCAGAAAAUGAGCUGAUUCUCCUUGAGACUCUGCCCAGGGAUCCUCGGUCAGCUGAGCCUCAGACCAGUCACAGAUACAGACACAGACACACACACGAGUCUCUUCUUGGGGAAAGAGCCCCACACACAGUGAAAGCAAGGAUCCAGGUCUCACCAUCUUGGGUGUAUGUCUAAGGGCAUCCACUGGGCUCCCUUCCCACGGCCUCACCCACUGCGUGUCCCUGUGUCCGGCACAUUAGGUUUUCUGAACUUAGUAAUGAAUAUGAUUCCUUUCUUCCUACCUGUCUUAGGACCUACUUAUUUGACUUCUUACAGCUUUAGACAAAUAUUUGACCACUAUGAUUAACAGGCUAAUAAAACACAUUUAACAUAGGUCAUUAUGCACACCAUUUUGUUUUCAGAGGGAUAAACCUUAUUUGUUCAAGGAGUUAGAAUUUUUCAAGCCCAGUUGGUUUCUAGCUGUUUUGCAUAUUUCAAGUGAAAAUGGAACGAAGGCUCCUGGAGCACCCCAUGGCCGGGCGCUACGGUAGGUGCCGGUGUCACUCUCGGCAGAUUCUCUCAACAAAUGCCUGCGAUGGUUCAUUAUCCCUAUGUGAAAACCAGGGCUCACCAAGAUGCUAUGACCAGAGUCAUUUAACUAGCAAGUAGCCUACUCAGGAUUAAAAGUUAGCUUUCUGUCUUUCCACCGAACGCACAGCCCAUAGAAAGAAACCCAAAGGGGUGGGAGGGACCCAGACUGAAGGGGCCCUGCUUUGGAAGUCCACUCCCAGCCCGUGCAGUCUGAGCCCGGCAGCCUCGUCUCCGACGGCUCGCCUGUGCAGCCUGCCUCAAAGGGCUGCUGAGGAGACAUCCGCCCACAGGAGCAGUGCCCCAGGCCUGGUGCACAGCACAUGGCAGUCCCCAUGUCUUGACAACCACAAGCCUUAUGGUCUCCAGUAUUCUGUCAUUUUCCUGUCCCCAUAAAUCAAAGUAUUUGAGAAAUUUCAACCAACCAUCCCACUUGGAGGGAUUCAUAUAAUCCUCUCGGGCCACAUGACCCAAGUUUGGGUUUGCAGAAUAAACAUGGCCCUGCAGCCUCAAACAAAUAAACAGAGAGGACCAGAUCAAGGGCUGGGCUCUGGAACAUUCCAUGAGAAGCCUGUAUCCACACACCCUCCAGAACCUGAGGUGCAACAUGACGAGGACAGCCGCCCUCCACCUUGAAGGCCCCA